This is a messenger RNA of Pseudoliparis swirei, 3656 nucleotides long. RefSeq names its product adrenoceptor beta 3a (gene adrb3a). Gene Ontology annotation, molecular function: beta1-adrenergic receptor activity; norepinephrine binding; epinephrine binding. NCBI's taxonomy places the organism in Eukaryota, Metazoa, Chordata, Actinopteri, Perciformes, Liparidae. The transcript has 2 exons. Bases 500 to 1846 code for a protein of 448 amino acids. Gene Ontology annotation, cellular component: membrane. The record is from RefSeq and is a predicted model, not a curated record. Gene Ontology annotation, biological process: adenylate cyclase-activating adrenergic receptor signaling pathway; norepinephrine-epinephrine-mediated vasodilation involved in regulation of systemic arterial blood pressure; positive regulation of heart contraction.
UGCACUCUGGUGGUUCUUGCAGCGGUGUCGCUGCUGCUUGACAGUCCGACUGUGGCAUCGUGGCUCAUGUGGGAUUCAGCGGAAACACUGCAAACUACUCUAUUCCCAGUGGACCGAUGGACAAUGGACACAGACGGAUUUUCCUCUCAAAAACCUUUUUCCACUUUAUGUUCCUGUUUCCCGGAUUCAGAAAGAGUUGAAACUCCGUGAACUAAUACAACUCUAUGGAGAGUUUGGAUUCAUCUUUUUUGAAGAACAUGCUGCUGUGUUCUCCACCAGAAGAACUUCAGCUCACAAUCACAUCUUGUUUAUCCCGUAUGGAAACAUGGAAUGCCACUACUGCCUUUUGAACACUGCCAAACAAGCCUCCCAAGCUCUGAAAUGUAAGCUGUGACUGCAUCGUAAAUAAAACCUGUUAUUUAGUGUAUGAUGUUCGUAAGAAGCGUAGAAUCUUUUGUUUUGUUAACUUUGACCUAAAAAACAUCUUCAGCUGAUUAUAAUGGAUGGAAACCUGAGCACUUCAGCAUCCUACAUGGUGAACAGAACAGAGCCCUAUCACGCGGCGGCGGGACCCUGGAGCCUCAUCAUACUGGUCAUCGUAAUACUGACCAUAGUGGUGGGAAACCUGCUGGUCAUCAUCGCUGUCGCUCGCACUUCACAGCUACAAACGACGACAAACAUUUUCAUCAUGUCCCUGGCGUGCGCGGACCUCAUCAUGGGGGUCCUGGUGGUGCCUCUGGGGGCCGCUAUCGUGGUGACCGGCAACUGGCAGCUCGGCGACACGUUCUGCGAGUUCUGGACUUCUGUGGAUGUCCUGUGCGUGACGGCGAGCAUCGAGACGCUCUGCGUCAUCGCAGUGCAUCGGUACAUCGCCAUCACGAGGCCGCUCCGACACCUGGUUCUGCUCAACAAGUGGCGCGUGAGGGCGAUCGUCUGCUUAGUGUGGGUCGUGUCCGCUUUAAUUUCCUUUGUACCCAUUAUGAAAGGGUAUUGGCGCGAUAAUGACGACGAAGCGGCGAGGCAGUGCUACGAAACCGAGACGUGCUGUGACUUCGUGACCAACAGGGCCUUCGCGAUCGCCUCUUCGAUCGUGUCUUUUUACAUCCCGCUGCUCAUAAUGAUAUUUGUGUACGCGAGAGUCUUUCUAAUCGCCACACGGCAGGUCCAGCUCAUAGAUAAGGAUCGCGUGCGUUUUCAGAACGAGUGUCCGGUCGCGCAGGUGCAAGUUGACCCUCGCGUGAAGAACAUCCCGUUGACGGCGUGCGCAGGCUACACCAUCUGCAGCGGCGCGGCGCGGAGGAAGAGCGUCAAGCGGAGGCCGUCGCGGCUCACGCUCGUCAAAGAGCACAAGGCCCUGAAGACUUUGGGGAUCAUCAUGGGGACCUUCACUGUGUGCUGGUUGCCGUUCUUCGUCGCCAACAUCAUCAAUGCGUUUGAAAGAGACGUUCCCUCCGAGAGGAUCUUCCGACUGUUGAACUGGCUGGGUUACAUCAACUCCGGCCUCAACCCCAUCAUCUACUGCAGGAGUCCUGAGUUUCGUGCUGCGUUCAAGAACCUGCUGGGCUGUCCGUGGUGCUCCAGCCGGUGGCUCAAUGCUUUCUACAAACAGCUGCGGACUCGCUGCUCCUGCUUUCUAUGGCGGGUCGAGUCGGGCACUGCAGCCGGGUCUUUCCAAAAGCCUCCGACUGGUAGGACUGAGGUCAGUGAGAGUCUGACCAGCACUCAUGGAAGCAGCGGAAUUGAAGAGGCUUUCCCUGAUCCUCUGCAGUCCAACGGCAGCACACAAAUCAGUGACUUAUCGGAGCCAGAAACCAAAUUCUUCACGUUGCAGGAAGAGGACGGAUGAACUGUCAAAUCAAGCUACCGAAGCAAACUGUGAUUCCUGCAAAGGCCGAGACCGAGCAACCGCGAGGACACAACCAUCGGCCGCAAUAAGCCGAGUGAAGCUGACCCCGAAGAGACCACCGUGUGGACUGGAGAGGAAACAGCUGAUUUGGUGUGGACAGGAGCGAUGAGCUGCUCCAGCUCAGCACCUCGCAGACACGGUGACAACAAAGUACCCUGAGACAAGGCGGCAAGUUGUAAAUACAUUCCAGUUAACCUUUGGUCACAGUGUAUGUGGACUGUGGUUUAAAAAACUACGGAAUAAAUCUUUAGGAAAAUACAAAAGUUGUCAAAUUGUAAUUGUAAUAUGAGCGAAAGCAAAGGGCUGAGCAUUCUGAUAUUCAAUGCUGGAGUCUGUUUUCAGCCUUUCUGUGCCCACACAAUAGUUAGCUACGUUCAGUUAUACCACAGCUAUGGAAAAUGUUCAUUUCUGAUUGCUGGCUGUUCAAAUAUUUCAUCAGGACAUCAUGCACAAACUGCCUGUCAACAGUUCACAUCAGUAUUCUAUGUGCGAGGUACAGUAUGACAAAGUGCAGGUCACCAUAACAAACACUUCAGCUCCAAGAUGUUUCCAGUAAACUCCUUACCUUCGGCAAGCGGCUAUGAAAUAAGAUCAAUCACACACUCUCACAUGUCCUAAUCAACAUCAACAGCCUCAACAUCAUCAUCUGUUGCAUUGAGAAAUAAACUAUUAUAAAACUGUGGAACAUUGGUCAGGUGUGCUCUGUGUGCAAACUCAGCACUAUGACAUACACAAAGUCCGUAAUGAUGUAAAUCAUAUUAAAAACUGAGUCCACAAUGUUGGAAUGUAAAGGCCAAAGAGUUUAUCGCAUUGCAUUAUUCUGCUUUGAACUAUCGCUGAGAGAGGACACGGAGAGCAACAGUUCGCUCUCAACAGCAAUGGCGGUUGCUGGAGAGGUUAAGGUCGAUGUUGCAAAAUAAUUCAUUAUUUCAGAACCAGACUUUUUUUUUUUAAAGAAGAGCAAAAAAUGUCAGAACCAAAAAUUACGCUGGCGGCUUUUCUCAGUGGAAAAUAUAUCUCUGUUCUUCUCCCAGACUGUGACAAGCGUUUGAUAGAUUGAUAAUUAGUGUGCAAUCAAUUACCAAUCCAAUGUAUUUUUGGAAAGUGCAUGUCCUUUUUUAAAUAUCAUCCAACAAGGGGUGGAAACAAUUAUUCUGUCUGAGGUAAAGACACUUUUCAAAGUAACUUUACCCCGGAUAACCACACGCCUGAUAUCAACCCUUGUGACUGUUAUGUCUCUGUACGUGUGUUUCUGGAUUCAACGUGUUGUUUGCCUGUAAAGGACGACUGGGCAAACACAGAUGACUGGGCACGCCGCAGAUAAUUCAACUGCAGACAUAAUGCAGUGUGAUGGGAGGAAAACAGAUCCUGCAGUCGACAGAGUGGAAGGUACAUGUUUUAAAAAGCACUUUUGUAGACACUGUUGUGUAUUUUCCAUGACACAGGAUGCCAGUUAUCAGAAUCUGUAGGUCGGAGGAAGUGCUGAGCCCAGAGGGUUACAAGGUCUCUGUGGUGAGGGGCUUGUGUGUGGAAAGUGAUCAUGUGAGGAGGGGGCUAGAAGCCCGCUCCAAGCCCUCCCAACUGAGGUGGCCGGCCUAUAGAUUUGAACAUAAACGCCUCUUUCCUUUGUCUAUAUAACAUGUAGCAAAAUGCCAUAUCGUCAGAUUUUCUCAAUUCGGUUCCUGAAAGUCUCCAGUUGUUCUAGGCGUCUGUUUUUGACCUGGAUCUUGUAGAAUAAACUUUGUAUUCU